AUGUACGUUGGCUACCUGUUGGACAAGGACGCGGGGAUGUACCACCACCAGAACCCCGUCUCCCGUGGACACCCCGGCCUCAACCUCAACCCGCAGAGCUUCGUCCCCGCCGCGCCGCACUACUCGGAGUUCACUGGAUACCACCACCACGUCCCGGGGAUCAACAACGACCCGCACUCGGCCCAGAACGGGGUCGGGGGUUGGAAUCCGUCCUAUCCUCCUCCUCCGCCGCGGGGUGACGAGUGGCCCUCGCACUAUGGGCAUCACGGGGCCCCCAAUGCGACCCCGACGCCCAACUCCUCCGCGGUGGGGCCCCCGCUUGGGUUCAGCCCUCCGGAGUUCUCAGGGCAGCCCGCGGCACUGCUGCCCGUCUCCAUGAACCCGUCCUCCGGACAGCUGUCGCCCAACGCCCUGCAGAGGAGGAACCCGUACGACUGGAUGCGACGGAACAGCGCGCCGCCCUCCACCUCAAAUGGCAAAACUCGGACCAAAGACAAGUACCGCGUCGUGUACACAGACCACCAGCGGCUGGAGCUGGAGAAGGAGUUCCACUACAGCCGCUACAUCACCAUCAGGAGGAAGGCCGAGCUCGCCACCGCACUCGGGCUAUCAGAGAGACAGGUGAAGAUCUGGUUCCAGAACCGGAGGGCCAAGGAGAGGAAGGUGAACAAAAAGAAACUCCAGCAGCCGGCCUCCUCCACCACCACGCCCAACCUGCCCCACAUCACCCACGGCGGGGGAGUCCUCCACAGCAGCAACAGCAACAUCGCCAUGGUGACGAGCAGCAGCGGGAGCAACGGGUUGAUGUCGCCCUCCUCCAUGCCCAUGAACAUCAAGGAGGAGUACUGAGGAAGAGGAGAAAGGGGACCACGAUGAAGGAUCAACAGAAACAGGGAUACAGAGCAGGAAGAAGGGAAUGAACCAAAGGAGACGAGGAGGAGGAGGAAGAGGAUGGGAUGCAGAGGUACAGGAGCAGAGUGGAGGGAAGGACACAGGGAUGCAAUCGAGGAAGAGGAAGUAUAGAGGAACGAGUGGACACCUGGGAUUAGAGGUCACCUGGAACACACACACACACAAACACAAACACACACACUG
Messenger RNA from Gadus chalcogrammus (walleye pollock), 1095 nucleotides. RefSeq names its product caudal type homeobox 1 b (gene cdx1b). Gene Ontology annotation, molecular function: RNA polymerase II transcription regulatory region sequence-specific DNA binding; DNA-binding transcription factor activity, RNA polymerase II-specific. The transcript is spliced from 4 exons. The coding region runs from base 1 to 849 and encodes 282 amino acids. NCBI's taxonomy places the organism in Eukaryota, Metazoa, Chordata, Actinopteri, Gadiformes, Gadidae. The record is from RefSeq and is a predicted model, not a curated record. Gene Ontology annotation, biological process: embryo development; regulation of transcription by RNA polymerase II; cell differentiation. Gene Ontology annotation, cellular component: nucleus.